CGUGUGCUCGCGCCUACGGGAAGCUCCCUCAGCCUGCGUCUGCCUCUCGCAACUCGUCUUGUCUUUUUAAUCUUCCAUUCGUCUCUGUACCUUUCUGUAAAUUUUGUUCCAUCCGUUAUCUUGCUCUAGAUUGCCUUCUGCAACCGCUCCGCUUUUUUGAAGCUGCCUCUCGAGCUCGUGACCUAACGGCCAUCGCUCCAAGUGCGACAAACAAUCGAACUCAACCUCCCCCCCAGUCAGGUCGACUUUGGGCAUCCAAAAUUCGAUCUGAACCAGUAUGGUUGGACUUGCGUCGGCUGCCGGCCUUGUCGGCUUUCUUUCUGAGCCUGAUGCGGAGCUGAGGGUCUUUGCCCUCAAGACUCUGGACGCUCAGAUUGAUUUGCUCUGGACAGAGGUUGUUGACGUUGUUCCUCAAAUAGAAGCACUCUAUGAAGAUGAAACAUUCCCGGAACGCGAGCUUGCGGCGCUCGUUGCAGCCAAGGUAUACUACCACCUUCAAGAGUACAACGAGAGCAUGGUGUUUGCUCUAGGGGCCGGGAAGCUCUUCAACUUAGACAACGGUGGCGAGUUUGAGGAAACGAUAAUCGCCAAAUGUGUCGAUACUUUCAUUUCUCUGUCUGCUGCCCAACGACCUACUGUCGGUGAGCUGCCUGCAAACUUGAACACCACAUUCCCAACGUCGGCAGAGGGCGCCACCAGCACUUCCGCCAGCCUCCAAUCCCCCAUCACACCAUUUUCCCAGUCCGCCCUGCCUUCCAAGUCCUUGCUUUCGAGACAGGAGGUUCCGGGAUCAGAUGUCGGUUACACAGCUGGCGAUGAUGUCAGUGUUGGGCAGGUUGAGACUCCGCUGGUGCUCAAGAGAGGCGUCCAAGGUCAACUGCAAACUGUGGUUGAGCGUCUGUUCGAGCAGUGCUUCAGACAGAAGCGCUACCGCCAGGUAAUUGGCAUUGCCAUUGAGGCCAAGAACCUCGAGGUGCUUCGUACCGCAAUCCUGCGCGCCAGCCAAGAUGAGAAGAAGCAGCAGGGCGAGUCUCGUCGCAGUGAGGAGCUGAUGGAGUACGUCCUGGAUAUUUGCAUGAGCAUUGUACAGGAACGGGCAUUCAGAAACGAGAUUCUCAAGCUCAUCCUGGACCUUCUGAACGAGAUUCCAGCGCCGGAUUACUUUUCCAUUGCCAAAUGUGUCGUGUACCUGAAUGAGCACUCGAUGGCAUCCGUCAUCCUCCGCCAACUUGUCGAGAAAGGUGACCCAAGGUCACUCGCUGUCGCUUACCAGAUCUCCUUCGAUCUCUAUGAUAACAGCACCCAGGAGUUCCUCAAGAAGGUCCGCGAAGAGAUCGCCGCCCUGGUUCCUGAACAGACUGAGUCGAAGGAGACCAAGGAGGGGGCAGAUGAGGAGGGAGAAGAAGCCACUGAGUCUGACCCUCUUCUCAACGGACAAUCCAGCUCCACAAGGUCCAUUGGAGGCUCCACAGAUCUGAAGCUCUCAGAGGAGGCCCGGUCAGCGUUCAAGAGCAUUCUUGAGAUUCUUGACGGCAUCAAGACUAUUCAGCUGAAUCUCGAGUUCCUGUAUCGCAGCAACAAGGCCGACAUUGCCAUUCUCAACAAGAUCCGGGACAGCCUUGAAGCUCGCAACUCCAUUUUCCACACCGCCGUCACUCUUUCCAACGCCUUUAUGCACGCAGGCACGACUCACGACAAAUUCUUCCGCGACAACCUCGAAUGGCUUGGCAAAGCCAUCAAUUGGUCCAAGUUCACUGCAACCGCUGCAUUGGGUGUGAUUCACAAGGGAAAUCUGUCCCAGGGCCAGAAGCUCCUCCAGCCAUACCUCCCACGGGAGCAUAUCGCUGGUGUCGGAAGUUCUGGGUCUGUCUACAGCCAGGGCGGAUCUCUCUAUGCCUUUGGACUGAUCUAUGCCAACCACGGUGGCAUGGCGGUGGACCUGAUUCGCGACCAUUUCAAGAAGGCAACCGAAGAGGUUGUUCAACAUGGUGGUGCUUUGGGCCUGGGUGUUGCAGGUAUGGCCACUGGCGAUGAGGGCGUUUACGAAGACCUGCGAAAUGUUCUGUAUUCCGACUCUGCCCUGAACGGUGAGGCCGUGGGUCUUGCCAUGGGUCUUGUGAUGCUAGGCACUGGCAACAUGAAAGCCCUCGAGGACAUGAUCCAGUAUUCCCAUGAAACCCAGCACGAGAAAAUCGUUCGCGGGUUGGCCAUGGGUAUGGCCUUGAUUAUGUACGGCCGCCAAGAAGCAGCCGAUGAAUUAAUCAACGGCCUCCUUGGUGACCCGGACCCGACGAUUCGCUACGGUGGUAUCAUGACUAUUGCCCUCGCAUACUGUGGAAGCGGUAGCAACAAAGCUGUCCGCAAACUGCUCCACGUGGCCGUGAGCGAUGUCAAUGAUGACGUCCGCCGUGCCGCUGUGUUCAGCUUGGGAUUUAUCCUGUUCCGCAAGUACCAGAGCGUGCCCCGCAUGGUCGAGCUGCUCUCCGAGUCCUACAACCCCCAUGUUCGAUACGGUGCGGCCAUGGCUCUCGGUAUCUCUUGCGCCGGCACUGGCUUGGACGAGGCGAUCGAUCUUCUCGAGCCGAUGCUCAAGGACUCCACCGACUUUGUGCGUCAGGGUGCCUUGAUCGCUCUCUCCAUGGUUUUGGUGCAACAGAACGAAACAAUGAACCCUCGCGUUGCUUCCAUUCGCAAGAUGAUGAUGAAGAUGGUUGGUGACCGCCAUGAGGAUGCCAUCGCCAAGUUCGGCUGUGCGGUUGCUCUUGGUAUCAUCGAUGCCGGCGGCCGCAACUGCACCAUCAGCCUCCAGACGCAGACCGGCAACCUCAACAUGCCCGGAAUUGUCGGAGCAGCCGUGUUCCUUCAGUACUGGUAUUGGUUCCCUCUCACCCACUUCCUCUCCCUCAGCUUCACGCCCACUGCCGUCAUCGGUGUCGACCAGAAACUCGAGGUUCCUUUCUUCAAGUUCCACAGCAACACCCGGCCGAGCCUGUUCGACUACCCCCCGGAGCAGCAGGUCAAGGCUGAAGAGACCCCCGAAAAGGUCAAGACUGCGGUUCUUUCGACAACAGCGCAGGCCAAGCGUCGGGCGCAGCGUCGGGAGCGACAACAACGCCGGGAGAGCAUGGACAUCGAUCAAACCCCAACAACACCCAAGGUCGUGGAGCAGUUACCGGAGAAGAUGGAGACAGACGAAGGGGCUGCCAAGGAGGAGGAAGUCAAAGAUGGAGAGAAGGGAGCGGAGGUUCAGAAGAAGAAGGCUGAACGGGAGAAGGUGGGCUAUGAACUGGAAAACAUGUCUCGAGUUCUUCCGGCUCAGCUGAAAUACCUCACCUUCCCCGACCCGCGAUAUGAGCCUGUCAAGAGGCCCACGGGAGGGGUGGUUGUCGUUCUCGACAAGAACCCUGGCGAGGACCGCGAGAUCAUCGAACUGAAAGCCAGCAAGGACGUCAAGCAAGCGGCUACUGCCGAGACCCUUCAGGACCGACUCCAGGCUGCCAUCGGCGCGGCAGCCCUCCAGACACCUCAGCGGGGCCAAACUCUUUCGCCAUCUCUCGACGCCGCUGGCGCCGCGGCGGCGGCAGGCGUGCUCACAGCCGUCGAUGAGGAUGAGGAAGACGGCGAAGAGGCUCCUGUCCCGGAGGAAUUUGACUACGAAACCGAUGAAGAGGAGGAGUGAAGAGAGGUCGAUGAUCGACCGAUAUACAUGGCAUCAUCUACACACUUUUUUUUCUUAGAUGGCGCUUGUUGUAUUUCUAGAGCAAUCGCAGAUCUUUCCAUUCAGGUU
Penicilliopsis zonata CBS 506.65 is the source of this 3787-nucleotide messenger RNA. RefSeq lists its product as hypothetical. Gene Ontology annotation, molecular function: enzyme regulator activity. Gene Ontology annotation, cellular component: nucleus; proteasome regulatory particle, base subcomplex; proteasome complex. Gene Ontology annotation, biological process: proteasome-mediated ubiquitin-dependent protein catabolic process; regulation of protein catabolic process. The record is from RefSeq and is a predicted model, not a curated record. Bases 278 to 3679 code for a protein of 1133 amino acids. The transcript has 5 exons. NCBI's taxonomy places the organism in Eukaryota, Fungi, Ascomycota, Eurotiomycetes, Eurotiales, Aspergillaceae.